Cherax quadricarinatus is the source of this 1918-nucleotide messenger RNA. NCBI's taxonomy places the organism in Eukaryota, Metazoa, Arthropoda, Malacostraca, Decapoda, Parastacidae. The record is from RefSeq and is a predicted model, not a curated record.
CCAUGGGUGUCGUACUCAGUGCAUUGUUAAGGGGUGGUGGGGUUGUGUCUCACUUCCUUCUCUCUCGUUCUAACUCGGAGCUCCUGUUGUCAAAGAUGAUUUUGAGGCUACUGAGCGAGGGGAUGGCGCUGGGGACGUGUGUGGUCAGGUGUGGCAGACUUGGGCACUCGGUCUUACUCCCUCGAUACAUCUCAUCGGGAGCAGUUAAGCAACAGGUGAAUACAGCAGCAGCAGUAGAAGGAAGCCUUGAAUUAGCCGCUGCUCGUCCCACUCAUGAGAUUCCUGGACCAAGGGUGUAUCCUAUUGUAGGCACUCUCCCAGAAAUGAUGUUCAACAAAUGUAAUGCACCGCUUCAAUGUCGACUACAAGUAUGAGGAUAUAGACCUUGUAUCCAAGCUUGUGUACAUGCCUUCAAAACCACUUAAGUUUUCAUUUACUGAGCGGAAGUGAAGAUAAUGCAAGAAUACCAGUUGUUUUCUACUGUAAGCACUGAGUACACUAGCAAGGUAUGAAAAUCUUGCAAAAUAAUAAUCUUGAAUAUAUACAUUAUACAUUGGUAUGUAUAUGCCAUGGUUUAAUAGAACUUUUGUCUUUUCAUCUAAUAUAUCUUUGAGUGGUUUCAUAUGGAGCAUAUUUUUUUUUAACUGAUCUAUACAUUAGGUACAUCCAAAAUUCAGAUUUGAUUUUAAUGCCUUAUUUGAAGCUAUUUUAAUUAAAAACAUAUCACCUGAAUAUUUGUCAAAGCAUUCUGAUAUUCCUCUGCAGUGUAAAUAUUUUAUUAUGAUGCAUAUAAAGAAAAUAUGAUUAGUAUUAAAUAAUUUACUAAAAACAAUCCUUGGCACUCUUCUUUUAUCACCCUUACAACAUAAUCCAUAUAAUAAAUAAAAAUAAUUGAUACUAGAAAUGUGAAUAUUGAAAAAUACCAUUAAUAAACUACAGCAAUAUUACGUAUGCAUCCUAAGUCUAAGAUUAAAGAAAUCUAACCUUUGUUAAAUAUUUGCAUUUCCAUCAAAAAAUGCACAAAAAUUUAUAUACAUCAACAAAACCAAGUGCUAAACCCACUAGGGUCAAUUUUAUAUACAAACUAUUCACAACAAAGCACUAAACUUGUAUGGAUCAUACAACCCUAAGAUUGUAGUUCAACACAUGAAAAAUAUUUGCAAAACCUUUAUAUACACCAUAAGAAGUUAUUUUUUUUUUUCCUCAACAUGACUGCUGUCUCCCACCAAGGCAGGGUGACCCAAUUAUAAUAAAAAAAAGCGCUAAACCAACAGGGGUCAGGGUGACCCAAAAGGCAAACACUUUCACCAUCACUCGCACAAUAUCACUGUCUUUGCAGAGGCACCCAGAUAUGACAGUUUAGAUGUCACCCCAAACAGCCAAUAUCCCAAGCCCCACCUUUAAAGUGCAGGCAUUGUACUUCUCACCUCCAAGACUUGAGUCCAGCUAACUGGUUUCCCUGAACCCCUUCACAAAAUAUUACCCUCGUCUCACUUCAACAGCUUGUCAGGCCCCAAAAACCAUUCAUCUCCAUUCACUCCUAUCUAACAUGCUCACACAUGCCUGCUGCAUGACCAGGCCCCUUGCACACACAACCUCUUUAAUCCCCUCCUCCCAUCCUUUCCUAGGACAACCCCUACCCCUCCUCCCUUCCACUACAGAUUUAUACACCCUCCAAGUCAACCUAUUUUGCUCCACCUCUCUAAAUGACCCAACCUCCUCAAUAAUCCCUCUUCAGCCCUCUAAACAAUACUUUUAAUAACUUCACACCUAUAAAAUAUAUAUUAUCAAGAAGUGCUAAACAUUUUAUUUAUAUGGAAUGUGAUAAUAAAAUAAACUUUUAGGGUAUUGAUGUUUUAUAUUUUAGUUAUUUUAUAUUGUCAUAUUUGGCAGUGAAUAAAUAAAGUCUUAUUCCUUA